UUUUUGACGCGAGCGAGUGUUUCGAGAGUUUCGCGGAGUGUCGGAAGUGAAGUAAAUACCGCGCGGAAAGCGCGAAUUAUCGACAGACGCCGACGACAGAUGGCGAGCCUCGGAAUGGCGCCAACGGAAAAUUAAAAAUCCAUACGACGAGCGCCGGCGCCGGCUCAGCCGGCUCUACGAUGAGUGACGUCACGCUCUCAUCCCCGAGAGAAGCAUCCCCCGGCAGCGGAGAGGAUGGCAGCAGAUGGCGGCUCACCCCCGUCCGAGCCGGACGACGACGUUGUGUCGCGGAGCCAGAGGCAGCGGGGUGGAGCGCGGCAGCGCGCGAAGUGAUCGACGUGAAGCGAGCAUCAGUAUCGCCGCCCUGAAGAUUGCUGCGAAGCGGGGACGGUUCACGGUUGACGGCGCUGCGCGCUCGCGACGUGACGACGACGACGACGACGACGACGACGACGCCCGUCGGCGGUGACGGCGGAAACGAGGACGGUCCGACGGCGACGGCGGCGGCGGCCGGGGUGCAACAAGCGUCCGCGCCGGGCAAACAUGAGCGAGUCGAAUUCGCGGCUGGUUGCGAGGCUCGACCUGUGCGUCGCGAAUCGCGCCGAGUUCGCCGGAACAGAUGUACGUCGGAAAGCAAAGGACAUGGCACACCUGUAGAUACGAAAUGCCGGACUAGCGCGAGAAGCGAACGGCCGACCAGUAGAGGCAGAGCAAGUCAGAAGCAGAGCAAAGUAGUGAAGAGAAGGUAGAGAGCAAGCACGUAGAGUGAGGGAGAGAAAGUGAUAGAGAGAAAAAAGAGCAUCCCAAAAAUUUGCGUUGCGCAAAAUUAGCAGAGAGAAUGAGUCACGCUCAACAGCAUGUGCUUGCGAGCGCGAUAGUCCUCGCGCUGUUAGUGGUAUUCGGCAUCCACGUCUUCCUGUUUCCCAUGUACACGUCGACCCCGCCGGCGCGUCACAUGAAGAUCUCCGCGUACGAGCAGGCACUCUGUCGCUCGAACCUGAAGAACCACGUCCGUAUACCGGCAUCGGAGUUGCGCAACAAUCCUUGCCCCAAGUAUGGCAUAGUCUCAGCGAUGCAGGGCGGUAGACUGGGUAACCAGAUCUGGGAAUAUGCCUCCGUGUGGGCAACCGCCCGGAGAACCGGCUUGGAGCCGUUCAUGCCGCGCUGCAUCCUCAAAACCCUAGAGGAGCACUUUGAGAAUCUCAGCAUCCCGCCACUUAGCUACAUCGGUAGGUGUACUUUGGACGUUGGUCAGGUUGUUAAUUCGCUCGGGCAAUGGAAUAGCACGGAGCAAAACAUCAUUAUACCCAGGCACGCGGCUUAUUGGUCUUUGAUACUGGUCUGGUUAGAUGAUGUACGGCGGGAGUUCACGUUCAAACCGAGUCUACGGAUCUACGCGGAGAAAGUAUUGAAACGCGUGGCGGAAAAAUUCAACCUGUCUUCACCGACCUACGUCAGCGUACACGUGCGCAGAACCGAUUACGUGGAUUAUCUUUGGCAGAAGUUAAAGACGCGGCCAGCGCCGGUAAGUUAUUACCUGUCGGCGAUGGAUUACUUCGCCGGCAAGUAUAACAACGUGAUCUUCGUAGUGACGAGCGAUAAUAUCGUCUGGUGUAAGUAUAACUUGCACAACAAUCGUCACAGAAUCAGCUUCGUGUCGGAAAACUAUGGCAAAGGCCCAGGGAAAGAUCUGGCGGUUCUAUCCGCCUGCAAUCAUAGCAUAAUAGAUUAUGGUACUUAUGGCUCCUUCGGAGCCAUUCUGGCCGCCGGUGAAACCGUAGUUUACAAUGUAACAACAUACUUUUCUACAUUAAUCGCUGAUGUGCUACCAAACUGGAGAAUAAUGAGUUGAACGAGAAAAUCAUAUAACGCAUAAAACUAACAGAACGCAUUUAUGUUACAUCGUAUGCGCACAUUUUUUUUAAUACAUAAUUUUUUUUAAAGGCGAUAAAUUAUUCUUGGAAAACUUUUAAUUAAUUUAUAACGAGAGAGUUUCCGAAAACUUACGAUUCUUUUUCAAUAUACCAAUGAAGUACAAAAUUUGCAAUUUACCGUUUAAAUUAAUUAACAGAACUCUUAUCAGAUCACAGACCAAGUGUGCACAAGCCACACGGAUAAUCAUUAUAUAUUUACAUCAUUAUAUAUUUACAUGUUAUCUAUGCAAGUAUAGUAAUUUUGAACUACUUGAAAGUGUAUCUUGCCUUUCUCCUAUCUAGAUAAUAUAUAUAUGCUCAUAUAUUUUCCUUUUAUUUAUCAUACAAAUGAAUAAGUAUCUCGCUAGUAGUAAAAUUAAAUGAAAGUGUGUUGCUACAUCACAUAAAAUUUUAUAUGUAUAAACGCGUUAUACUGUAUAACGAUAUUAAGCAUAUAUUACGCUCAUUUAAAUUUAGUGUGCGCACACAAGCUAGGAAUCGAUGCACCUGUAAACGUAGCGAGCGAAUUUUUCAAGGAACUCAAGGAAAAGGUUACAAUGGAACAAUGGACCACUAAUAUUUAAAAUUAAAACAGAUGCUUAUUUUUUCUACGAUUCUGAUACACACUCGACACGGCCGUAAAAAUUUAAUGAAAAUUAAAAAAAAAAGUGGAUGUCUUUUCCAGGAAAGGUAGUAACCAAACGAGCCUAAUUCAAAGAGAGAGAAAAAAAAACACGCGUACAGAUAAAUUCUAAAUUUUGCAGUGCUGAGAAUUAUAUCUGGUUAAUCUCUUAGUGUUUCGCGUGAUCUUUUCCGAGAUUUAGAUUUUUUAUAUAUUAUUUCAUAAUUUAUGUAGUUUUCUAUAAUAUAGCCUAGUGUUGUGGGGUUUCAAGUUGAUUGUGUUUACACGUUUCAAUAUGCAUUUCAUAUCCUAGCAAGCGUGUAACAUACACUUUAUCGACACGAAACCGACGUAUUGACAAAAACCAUCUGUAAAUCUUAUAAUGUACAAUGAUUUCAACUGUGAUUCUAUUUCUUAUUGUGCCAAAAUUCUUAAUAUACACAUAAGCAUAUAUAUGUAUAUAUAUACACACACACAUAUAUGUAUUAUAAAAUUAUAUCUAUACAAAGUGUUGUAUAAUAUUUACAAAUCUGUGAGCAAAUGAUAAAUUAUUUCUUCACUUAACCGUAAAGUAUUAUAAAAUGAAAAAGUUCACAGACUAUUACUAUUAUUACGCGAGAAACGGAUGGGGAAAUAUUUUACAUAAAGCCAGUGUUUGAAGUUUAUUAACCAUGUGACCUGAUGUAUUUGACUUACAGUGUUUUACAAGUUAGACUAGUCAGUGUCUAAUAUCUAUAUGUUAAUAUCUAUAUAUGAAUGUAUCUUCAAUGUAUUUGUGCCUGUCAGUUGUUAGAUAUGUAACAAAAUAUUGAAGCAUAAAGGAAAAUUAUAUAAUUAGUAUGGAAUCAUAAAAAUGUAUGAGUUAUGUGCAAUAUCAGAUUUUUCAUUGUCAACAUUAACUGCGACGAAAGAUAUAGAUAGAAACAUGAAAGCGUAAAUAUGUUGAAUAAUUGCUGAGACUAUACAACUUCCAGGCAUCGAUACAGUCUACUCUGUACAUUCUCUGUGAUAAUUUUAUGUAAUUUUUGAGGACAUAACGCAUAAGCUAAAAUGUAUUUGUUUUACAGAAUAAAAAUACUCUGUGUCAAAAUUAA
Messenger RNA from Solenopsis invicta (red fire ant), 3629 nucleotides. RefSeq names its product galactoside alpha-(1,2)-fucosyltransferase 2. Lineage: Eukaryota; Metazoa; Arthropoda; Insecta; Hymenoptera; Formicidae. Gene Ontology annotation, cellular component: membrane. The coding region runs from base 839 to 1852 and encodes 337 amino acids. Gene Ontology annotation, biological process: carbohydrate metabolic process. The transcript is spliced from 3 exons. Gene Ontology annotation, molecular function: galactoside 2-alpha-L-fucosyltransferase activity. The record is from RefSeq and is a predicted model, not a curated record.